Molecule: messenger RNA, 2506 nt
Organism: Pomacea canaliculata
Lineage: Eukaryota; Metazoa; Mollusca; Gastropoda; Architaenioglossa; Ampullariidae
Product: equilibrative nucleoside transporter 4-like
Exons: 8
Coding region: 409-2046 (545 amino acids)
Biological process (GO): nucleoside transmembrane transport
Cellular component (GO): plasma membrane
Molecular function (GO): nucleoside transmembrane transporter activity; monoamine transmembrane transporter activity
Source: RefSeq, a predicted model, not a curated record
AAACAGAUGCCACGUGCAGAGAAAGAACAGCAUGCCCGAGACGAGAAAUGAACUCAGGGCAGCCAACCUUCACUGUAUUGGUGACAGGCGCUAACAGCGCUAACCGUUGCGCCACCGGGCCGCCGAGAGUAACAUUAGAACAAGAAUAAUGGAAGCGGAGAUAACUUUGUUUUGUCUCUAAAUAAAUGCUCCAUUCCUGAAAGUUUUCUCCCGUGUGUGCUUAUGACUUGGAUUCUGGCGGAGAUGAAGUUCUUCACAAAUUGUUGAUCACAAACUCGAGUUUUCCAAUGUCCUGAUCAGAGCGGCCAUCUUAGCUUUUAAAGUAACGAAUCAUUGUCUGCACGUCUUGCACGCUUAACAACAACAACAACAACAACAACACCAACAGCAACAGCAACAACAACAACCAUGGAUGAAAACUUAUCGCGAGGCUAUUGUCAGCUCAACUCUCCUCCUCAAGGACGGCGGAAGCAGAAGACUUCCGGGACACGUGAUCACAUCACGCCCCCACGUGACCCGUGCAGCUGCGUGUACUUGGCGCUGGUGCUGGCUGGGGCGGGGUUUCUCCUCCCCUACAACAGCUUCAUCACAGCCGUUGACUACUACCAGAAGCGCUACCCGGGAUCUACGAUCGUCUUUGACAUGAGCCUCACCUACAUCGUCGUUGCUUUUGUCAGUGUUAUCAUCAACAAUGCCCUCAUAGAGGUUCUGCGCAUGCCCGUGCGCAUCACGUUCGGCUAUAUCCUGUCGUUCAUCACGCUCAUGUGUAUUGCCCUCUGUGACCUGUGGUUCGAACUCUUCCCGGCGGACAUCGCCUACCGCGUGACGCUGACUGCCGUUGGCGUGGUGGCCGUUGGCUCCACAGUGCAGCAGUCCAGUUUCUAUGGCUACACAAGCAUGCUCCCCUCCCGCUACACGCAGGCUGUCAUGACAGGAGAGAGCCUUGCGGGCGUGCUGGUGUCUGCAAACCGAAUUUUGACCAAAGCCUUGCUGAACGAUGAGCGGAUCAACACAAUUAUUUUCUUCUGCGUGUCCAUCGGCAUUCUCCUCGCCUGUUUCGUUGUCUUCCACGUCGCUCGGCGCUCCAACUUCGUCAAAUUCUACGUCAUGCUGUGUGCGGCCACCGCCGACAACCUCGACCACAAGGAGAAAAAGCUGACGUCACAACUGUCGUACACAGAGGACGUAAGCUUAGUAGACUUCCAGGACCAAGAGUCCAACCAGAGGUACGGAGUUCUUGUCAUCCACAGUCCCAGUGAGGUCAACCGCGCCUUUCAGCCUCCAGAAAUUGCUGGGUCAGGAGACAGGACCGGUCAUCGGCCCUCCCAGGCGACUAGCAUGGCUGGAUGUGACGAAGAAACAUGCCUGAGCCAAGUGUCAGAGGUUACCUUCACUCAGUCCCAGUCCUACAAGAUCCACGUCCCCAAGGUGUCGGCCAUCAAACGCGGGCUGCUGACGAGGUACGAGGUGUCCCGCAGUGUGUGGCCCUACAUGUUGUCCAUCUGCCUCGCCUACUUCGUCACGCUCUGCCUCUUUCCUGGUAUCGAGUCCGAGGUGGUCAGCUGCACCCUGGGUACCUGGAUGCCCGUUAUCAUGAUGGCGGCGUUCAACCUGAGCGACGUCAUUGGGAAGAUUCUGGCCUCCAUCCCGUGCGACUGGCCCCCCGGCCGCCUGCUGCUGUGCACGUUCUGUCGCGUGCUGUGCGUGCCCCUCCUGAUGCUGUGCGCCUCUCCUCGUCUUCAUCCUGUCAUCGCCGGCGAGGCGUGGCCCAUCGUCUUCUCGCUGGUGCUGGGGCUCAGCAACGGCUACUUCGGCAGCGUCCCCAUCAUCCUGGCGCCCGAGCAUGUCCCGGAUGAGCAGCGAGAGAUAUGUGGCAACAUCAUGACCUUGUCCUACAGCCUCGGUCUCACCACGGGAUCCGCAGCAGCCUACUUGCUAGACUACUGGCUGGGGCCCGUCAUGACCAUCGACCCCUGCGCACCUGCUGUGCACAACGUCACUUCCUCUUUAGUUUAUCAAUCUUCUUCCACUGUCGGCCCUCCGUAGUCCCUGUUGUCUCAAUGUGUCGUUGAUUGUAAAAACGGACUGAAGGUAAUUGUAGCCAUUGUUGUUGUUGUUGCUGUUGAAUGUUUGCAGUCAUAUUCUAAUUAUGAUGACUGAUGAUGUGAGAAGAUGCUCAAGGCCAGACUGUGUAAGUAGUAUUCACUGGAUACACUGCUCUUUCGAUGAAAAGGACGAAGACAGACAAAGGGAGGGCAGAUACACCGUCAUCGGGACUGACCUGGUCGUGCUCCUAGUUUCUCAUAAGAUCCUUCACCUGACAGGUUUCAAACUUGUGACGACAGUACAAACCGUCUAUCACGUGAUGAGAGAGAGAAGAAGGAGUGCUUUGUUGGCAGUCGUUGUUCACACAUCCGGGAAGGCAACGGACAAAUCGAUGACGUGUGAUAUUUUGCUGUGAAUGAGGAGAACGUAAAAUGGUUAUGCAUAAAAUAUUUUUUCUGUC